Molecule: messenger RNA, 1444 nt
Organism: Phytomonas sp. Hart1
Lineage: Eukaryota; Euglenozoa; Kinetoplastea; Trypanosomatida; Trypanosomatidae
Source: the annotation of a GenBank genome assembly
AUGUCUUCAUUUUUUUUAUUGGAUGCGGGGUUCCAGAACUAUGAUUGGGGAAAACCAGCCUCUGAGAGCUUUGUCGCAAAAAUGAAAGGACUUAGCUCAGAUGAUUCUGGUAAAAAUUAUGCUGAACUAUGGGUGGGCACCCACUCAAGCUGUCCGUCGCGACUCUCAGAGGGUUCCAAGCCCCUACUUGCCUCUUUUUUUGAGGAGGAUAAAAACCGGAAAAGGUACUUUUCUCCUGCACAUGAAGCCUCAAAAUUUCGUCGAACCGUUCCUUUUCUGCUUAAAAUUCUUUCUAUCAAAAAGACAUUGUCCAUCCAAGCUCACCCUAAUAAAGCUCUUGCAGAGAAGCUCUACGCGACUUCGCCAGAUAAAUAUAAGGAUCCCAACCACAAACCGGAGCUUAUAUGUGCUUUAACUCCUUUUGAGGCACUUUGUUGUUUCCGUCCACUGAAUGAAAUUGUUGCCUUUUUAAGGAGGAUCCCGUCUUUAGCUAAGAUGGUCUCUGCAGAGGAAGUGCUUAGCUCAUACUUAGAUAUUCCUCCAAUACUACCUGAGAAAAACAGCAAUGAGGAGAAAGGGAUUCUCAAGAGUUUGAUGAAAAAUCUCUACACUACUAAUGCGGAGGAUUGUGUGCGGGAGCUGCGAAUUCACCUCAAGCAUCUCAAGUCCUCCAAACCCCCCACGCAGUGUGUCGAGGAUGGUCUUUUUGUUCGCUUCUAUGAGCAAUACCCAGAUGACGUGGGUUGCUGGAUGGCGUACUUCCUCAAUUAUGUUCAGCUACAGCCGGGACAGGCGUUAUUUAUGUCGGACAGUGAGCCCCACGCGUAUAUCAGUGGUGAUGGAGUUGAGAUUAUGGCGUGCAGCGACAACGUCGUUCGUGGCGGAUUGACUCCAAAGUGGAAAGAUGUUAAACUAUUGAUCGAGAUGCUACGGUAUGAUACGACAGGACUUGAUUCAGCGAUGUAUCAGUGCCGCUCUGAAGAAGACCCCAACGGCUGGCAGGUGCAAAUAUACAAUCCACCUAGUCAGUUUCCAGACUUUUCACUCUAUCGCCUUCAAAAUUCAUCCAAUGAGCCCAGAGGAAAAGUACUCAUUAAAAUUCCAAGUAUCGGUCUUGGCUUUUGUCUGGAGGGCGAGGCAAUGAUUAACGGGUCAAAGGUAAAAGCUGGCGACUGUUUUGCUGUCUCAUACGGCGAUGUAACCUGUGAGGCUCUGAAUCGGAAAACACUUAUCUUUGUGAGUUCGACUAAUGAAUUGUCAAAAUUGUAAAGAAAAUCAUUUAUAUCAGCAAAUAGGUCAAAAAUCGGAAAAAAAUGUCUUCUCAAUAUAUUUACUCUUAUGCCCAUGAUCUAUAUAUAUCUAUUUAUAUCUUACGCAAAUGAAAAUCCUCUAUAUAAAAUAUACCUGAUUUUUUGAUAUAUAUAUUUUUACGGAUUCUUUUCUU